AUGUGUCAAAAUGCCUUCAUGAAUCAUGAAGUAAGGCAUAGAGACAAAAAUCAUGAUAGUUCCUUUGAAGCUUCGGUUGUUAGAGGUAGAUCGUCAGAGAAAAGGACUUCUACUAACAAGAGGAAGUCUCAAUCUUGGCCGAGAGGAGAUUCUAAAAAUAGAAAAAGUUUGGACAUAGAUGAAUGUGCUUUAUGUCAUAAUAAAGGUCACUGGAAGAAAGAUUGCCCAAAAUUGAAGGCUAAAGGCAAAGAGAAAAUGAGUUCUGAAGUUAAUGUUGCAGAGGUUGAAAAUGGUGAUUUUGAGCUAGCUUUAAUUGCUUCAUCAUCAGAUAAUUAUUCUACUAGGUGGAUUUUGGAUAUGGGUUGUACUCAUCAUAUGUGUCCUCAUAGUAACUGGUUCUUUAACUUUAAGGCGUUGAGAGGUGGAGUUGUUUUCAUGGGAGAUGACAGUCCAUGUGAAACAUAA
Prunus armeniaca (apricot) is the source of this 465-nucleotide messenger RNA. The record is from the annotation of a GenBank genome assembly. Lineage: Eukaryota; Viridiplantae; Streptophyta; Magnoliopsida; Rosales; Rosaceae.